Messenger RNA from Suillus bovinus, 7032 nucleotides. Its product is annotated as P-loop containing nucleoside triphosphate hydrolase protein. The record is from RefSeq and is a predicted model, not a curated record. Bases 1 to 7032 code for a protein of 2343 amino acids. The transcript has 10 exons. Gene Ontology annotation, molecular function: ATP binding; helicase activity; ATP hydrolysis activity. Lineage: Eukaryota; Fungi; Basidiomycota; Agaricomycetes; Boletales; Suillaceae.
AUGUCUGAUCGACGAGCUGCCUUGCUGACCAAACGGUUUUAUGAUGUUCUCAAGGGCAAAGUCCCUAUCGAGCCACGAACCUGUCACUUAUUUCUCGAUUCUAUAUGCUCCCAACCGGAUGUUGCGUUAUGCGUAAGCAAGAUAGUGGGAGAAUCAAAAGGACCCUCUGCUGUGCAGGAGGCGAUGCGACUGGACUUGUCAGCAGAGUUUAUGAAUGGCAUUGGUGCUGACGUUCUUGUAUACCUCCUCCAGGCCACGAACAUCAGCAGCAAUGUACUGGAUCACCUGCUUGUUCAGAUAGUUGAACCAGAUUUUUUCUGGUCGGCGUUUAGUCAUGCUUUUACUCAGGGAGAGCUACUCGAAAAAGCUCAACGUGCCUUCGCUGGCCUCCUCCUUCGGCUGUUGAACCUCUCCAACCACGACACAAUACCCUAUCUCGAACUAGCUGGCAGGCCAAACGUGCUUCCAAAACUUACAAGCUCUGCAAACUUGGAGGUCCGGCUCAUCGGAGAGAAGAUCAAGCAUAUUCUUUCGACAUAUUGCUCCUCAGCUCCUCCCUCAGCUGCCCAUGGCCCAGGCGGACGACAUGACAAUGAUCAUGUCAAUUUUCGCGAAAUCGCUAUCCUUCCCACAGCCGACGAAAUUAGAUGCAAACAGCUACCAUUCUUGCGCCACAGCUCAGAGUUAGAAGAUGAAUCCGGAGAAAGUACGCGUACUGCGGAUUACCUCGACAAUACAUUUCGCCUUCUUCGCGAAGACAUGAUAGCAGAAAUGAGAGAGGAACUUGAAACGCUAGAGGGAAAGAGCGCCAAACGCCGCCGUGCCAACCUGAUAGACGGUGUUAUACUCAAAGGCGUUUACCAUGGCACUGAUGAUCGGAAGGUGCUGUGGGGAAUAACAUUGGAGUGUGUCGACGACCUGCCAUCUCUGAAGCAUAUCCCCCCGAAGGACAGAAAAGCGUAUCUCACAGAUGAUCAUGCUGGCUCCAAGAUCCUUCGUCACCAAUCACUCGUCUGUGUGGUGGUUGAUAAGGAAGUGGUUGGCUUUGGCACUGUGAACCGAGUUGAAGAUCUCUUGAUUCGCAGCCCCCCUGUUAUCGUUAUCCAGCUGGACGGGCGGGCGAGUACAAGCAGAACGAUUCUUCGGCUCCGCAAUGCCAAAGACGCGAAGCUCCUCCAGAUUGACACUGCUCUUUUUGCUUUUGAGCCGGUGCUCAAGGCAUUGCAGAAGACGCAGUACAUCCCAGUAUCCGAUGAACUGCUGUUCUGGAAGCUCGGUGUCACUCUGCAGAAUCCCCCACAGAUGGCGGACCAUGUUAUCACAGCCAUCGAAGCUAACCAUUCCGGAAACUUGCAGCACUUGCUUCAGACUCCCGAUCCUAUACAUUUAGAUCGCUCGCAAGCCUUGUCUAUACUUUCUGGCCUGACUCAGAGGGUAUCUUUGAUACAGGGACCUCCAGGGACCGGAAAGUCGUUCGUGGGUGCCCUCUUAGCCAAAGCUCUACACGACUUCACCGAUCAGACAAUUCUCGUUGUCUGUUAUACUAACCAUGUUCUGGACCAGUUUUUAGAAGAUCUUCGCAAAAUUGGCAUUCCUGAUAACAAUAUGGUUCGACUUGGGGGAAGAGCCAAACCGCAGCUAGCGCAUCUCAAUCUUUUUAGUCCUGGUCAGAGAACGUCCCAGGCUCCACGGACUAAAGCAGAUUGGACGAUGAUCGAUGAAUUCAAGAGCAGACUCAAAUACCUCUGUGGUCGCCUUGACAGCUCUGUCGUGGAGUUCAUGACGAACAGGAUUCGUUAUGAGGAUAUCCUAACGCAUAUCGAGUUCGAAGAUGAGGCUUAUUUUGAAGCUUUUCGGGUUCCCAAGUCAGAUGAUGGCAUGGCUGUUGUAGGCAGCAGAGGUCGAGAGGUCGACCCAACGUAUCUCAUCGCACUAUGGGAAAGAGGCCGUGAUGCGGGUAUCUUCAAAAACGCACCUCACUUGAAGACGGAGGAAUCGGCUCGCAUUUGGACUACACACUUACCUGUCCGUCAGAGCUUGUUGGCAAAGUGGAAGCAUGAUCUUCAGAAGCAGAUGGUAGAAGAUAUUGGCACCGUUGGCAGAGACUACAACAAUUGUCAAAUAGAUCUCACUCGGAAGUUUGGCGAGUCGUUGGUCGCAACCCUCAAGGAGAAAAGGAUCAUUGCAUGUACAACAACAGGUGCCGCCAAAUUUACUGAAGAUCUUCGAACUGCUGCUCCCGACGUUGUCCUUGUGGAGGAGGCUGGGGAGAUUUUGGAAAGCCAUAUUCUGACUGCUCUUGGUGAAAACACGAACCAACUGAUCCUCAUUGGAGACCACAAGCAACUAAGACCGAAAAUCAAGAGCUAUGCCCUACAGGUCGAGAGUGACCAAGGAUAUGACUUAAACAGGUCGCUUUUUGAGCGCCUUGUUCUAAAAGGAUUUCCUCAUGCUACUCUCACCGAGCAACAUCGUAUGCGGCCUGAAAUCUCUACACUUGUGCGCGAACUCACAUAUCCCGAACUCACCGAUGCCGCAAGCACUCACGGCCGAGCUGAUAUUCGUGGCAUCCAAGAUAACAUCAUCUUCGUCAACCAUGCGCACCCUGAGGACAAUGACGGCAGAGUCAGCGAUCGCAGCGAUCUUGGUUCCGUGACUUCAAAACAAAACUCUUAUGAAGCCGGCAUGGUUCUGAAGAUCGUCCGGUACCUCGCUCAACAAGGUUAUGGGACAGAUAAUAUUGUCAUCCUAACGCCUUAUCUUGGACAGCUCUCAAAACUUCGGGAAGCUCUCAAGGCAGACAAUGACCCUGUGUUGAAUGACCUCGAUUCUUAUGACUUGGUUCGUGCUGGGCUGCUCUCUCCCGACGCUGCAAAGUCAUCCAAAAGGAAGAUCAGGCUCGCUACAAUAGACAAUUAUCAGGGAGAGGAAAGUGAUAUCGUGGUUGCUAGCUUGACACGAUCAAAUCCUGAUGGCGCUAUCGGCUUCAUGAAGUCCCCUGAACGUCUGAACGUCCUCUUGUCUCGGGCCCGUGAUGGUCUCAUUCUCAUCGGCAAUAUGAACACGUUCCAGAGCAAAUCCCCCCUUUGGAAUCGUCUGUUCGAUCUUCUCAGACAGGCAGCACACAUCUAUGAAGGGUUCCCCGUUAAAUGCGAGCGCCAUCCUGUGCGGAAGGCCAUUCUGCGAGAUGCUAAGGAUUUCGACGAUCAAUGUCCAGAUGGAGGUUGUGCGGAGCCCUGUGGUACCAUGCUCAGUUGCAAUGUGCACCCUUGUCCUUCAAAGUGUCAUCAACUUUCCGAUCACUCCAAAGUACCUUGUCAACAGCCGUUAUUUGGGAAGUGCGUGGUAGGCACUCACAAAGUUUCAUGGAAGUGUCAUCAAGGGCCUCCCUUAAAAUGUACUCCAUGCGAGAAGGAUGCAGAGCGAACUGCAAAGCAGUUGCUGCGUGACGCAGAACUCCAGCAAAAACGUGACGCCGAGCAAGCUGCUCAUGAUACCCGAAUGGCUGAACUGGAUGCGAGGCUUAAAGCCAAGGUAGAAAUUGUUGCAGAUGCCAAUAUUGCGAAGCAGAGAGAGGCUAUGCUCAAGCAGAAGGAGCGAGAGAUUCAAGAGGCAGAAGUCCGCGCGCAGAAGACAGCAGGUUCCUCAAAAGACGGCAGUGUAAAUGCACCCAAAACAACAACCGCUCCCUCACAGCAAUCUUCACAUCCCUCGUCUACUCCUUCACAGCCUCCAGACAGCCAACAAAGCUCUGCUGCUCGCGAUGACUGGGAGUCGCAGAAGAGGCAUUUGGGCGAGCAAAAUGACGCGAUUGACAUUAUUAUGGCGAUGACUGGACUGGAAGGAGUGAAGUUGCAAGUUCUACAAACCAAGGAGAAGCUAGACUUGAUGAGACGCCAAGGAAUACCGGUAAACAAGGAGCGUCUGAAUCUUGCGCUCUUGGGAAAUCCAGGGACAGGGAAGACAACGGUUGCAAGACUGUAUGCCCAGUUUCUCGAAUCGAUACAAGUACUUCCAGGAAGCGCAUUCAAGGAAACUACAGGAGCGAGCCUGGCUCAUGAUGGUGUAGGUGGUGCAAAGAAGCUCAUUGAGGACGUUAUGAAAGUUGGCGGUGGUGCCAUAUUCAUCGACGAGGCCUAUCAACUGGUUAGCGCACAGGGCGGGUCUGGCACAGAUGUUCUGGACUUCUUGUUAGCAGAGAUGGAGAACCGCGUUGGAAGUCUUGUUUUCAUCCUUGCCGGUUACAGCCGUCAGAUGGAGAAAUUCUUCAGUCACAAUCCAGGUCUUCCGAGCCGUGUGCCUCAUAGAUUUACCUUCGAGGACUACACUGACGAAGAACUCCUCGAUAUGCUUGCUGAUCUGGUGGAGAAACAGUAUGGAGGCAGGAUGAAGGUCGAAGAGGGCAUCAAGGGUCUUUAUGGUCGAAUCGCAGUCCGACGCCUAGGUCGUGGCCGUGGCCGCGAAGGGUUUGGCAAUGCCCGUGCACUGCAGAAUAUGUUUGCGCAGAUACGUCAACGACAGGCUGCGAGGGUAGGAAAAGAGCGCAAAAACGGAUCAUCACCGGAUGAUCUCAUGCUCGUGAAAGAAGAUCUCAUUGGUCCCAAUCCAGACUCUGUUCUUCCGCACUGCCCUUCCUGGAUAAAGUUGCAAAAACUCACUGGUCUUAAAUCCGUGAAGCAAUCUGUCAGCAACCUCUUCAACCUCAUUAUGGCGAACUAUCAUCGCGAGUUGGCAGAAAAGCAGCCUCUCGAUAUGGCCCUCAAUCGGGUUUUCCUGGGCUCCCCAGGCACCGGCAAGACCACUGUCGCCAAACUCUAUGGUCAAGCACUGGCAGACCUAGGACUUCUCAGUAACGGUGAAGUUGUGGUGAAGAAUCCUUCAGAUUUUACCGGGCAACAUCUCGGGCAAUCUGAACAGAACACUAAGGCCAUCUUGGAGAGUACUGUCGGAAAGGUCCUGGUCAUUGACGAGGCAUACAUGCUGCACAGCAAGAAUGGUACCCAGGACCCCUAUAAGACCGGCGUUAUUGAUACCAUGGUUGCGGAGAUACAGAACGUACCAGGGGAUGAUCGUUGUGUCUUGUUAUUGGGAUACAAGGAGCAAAUGGAAGACAUGUUCAAGGAUGUUAAUCCCGGCUUUGCUCGGCGCUUUGCGAUUGAGGACGCGUUCAUGUUUGAAGACUUCACUGAGCCUCAACUACAGGAAAUCUUUGAACGCAAGCUAAAAGACCAAGACCUCGGUGCAACAGAUAAAGCCAAGCAAGUAGCGCUUGGUCUUUUGAGCCGAAGAAAGAACCGUCCGAACUUUGGGAAUGGAGGGGAAGUGGAAAACAUGCUGACCUUUGCAAAAGACCGAUAUCUAAAACGGCAGGCAUCGCAACCUUCCAAUCUGUCUCUGGACAUCGUCUUCGAACCAGAAGACUUCGAUCCUAAUUGGGACCGUGAUCAGCACGCUGCAGCAAACUUGACUCAGUUAUUUGAAGAUAUGGUUGGAUGCGAAGCUGUUAUCCAGAAGCUGGGAGAUUACCAGAACAUGGCGCAAGGGAUGAAAGCAUCGGGACUGGAUAUGCGCAAGCAAAUACCCACUAGCUUUAUCUUCAAGGGCCCACCUGGAACCGGAAAGACGACCAUCGCAAGGAAAUUUGGUCAAGUCUAUUAUGACAUGGGCUUCCUCGCAUCUACAGAACUUGUAGAGUGUUCCGCAUCGGAUCUCGUUGGCGAGUAUGUUGGCCAAACAGGUCCCAAGACGAAGAAACUUUUCGAGAAGGCCGUUGGAAAAGUCCUCUUCGUGGAUGAAGCCUAUCGACUCAGCCAAGGCAAUUUUGCGCAGGAUGCCAUUGACGAAGUCGUAGGGCUAAUGACCAACGAGAAGUUCAUGGGUAAGAUGGUCAUCAUCCUGGCAGGAUAUGAGAAGGAGAUGAAUCAACUUUUGGGCGCGAACCCUGGACUUUCUAGUCGGUUUUCCGAGGACUUCAUUCUGCCGAAUAUGUCGCCAACCCGAUGCCUCGAACUGCUUGACAAGGAUCUGCGUGAUUCGAAGGUUGUCAUUCAAGGGCUAUCUGAUCCAUCAUCAUCACUAUACGAGGAGAUGCUAAACAUCGUCGCUGAUAUGGCGAGCCUCGAAAAUUGGGGUAAUGCACGUGAUGUAAAAUCUAUUGCGAAACGGUUGGCUCGCCCUGCAUUCAUCUCAGCUGGGAAAGCUCCAGGGAGUUCACUGGCCGUUUCAUCAGAAGACGCACUGCGUAUCAUGAGAAAUCAACUCUCUGAGCAGCAACAACGUCUCAACUUACCAAACAAGACGGUGCCAUCAGCACCUAGUGUCCCACAGAUGGCUAUGUCAAGAAACACCGCUCCUCCUCCUCCUUCAAUUUCUCAGAGUGUGUCCCAUGCAGCUCCUCCAAAGCCUCCCGCUCCCAAGCCACCUCGUAAACGAACCCAGCAGAAACCUAAACCCCCCACCAGCGAGCCACCUCCGCCAGACACCACGGUAUCAUCUCAGGUCAGUGUCACACUACAUAAGACAGCGAAGAGAUUGCUCAAACAAAGUCCAUCGCUUGCCCAGACAAAUGACGAGGUGCAACGGGAUCCUGGUGUAGAUGAUGCUACUUGGACGAGGCUGCAGGCGGACAAAGCAGCUGCGGAAGCAGCCGAAAAGGAUGCUGCUGAAGAGUUGCGCAUGCGCAAUAUUGCGCAGCAGAAUGCCCUGAACGAGCUGCGAGCUUCAGAAGCCGCUGCACGAAAACUAGCGCAGAAAAAAGCGAAUGACAAUGCCGCCAACGAGGAACUCAUGCGCCAGCGAGAGGCCGCUCGUAUCCGAGAGCUAGAGGCUAAGGCCGCUCGAGAGAAUACCUUGGCCGCGCUGAAGAAGCAGCAGGAAGAGGAAGUGAGGAGGAGGCGCGAGGAGGCUCAAGUACAGCAGAAGUUGCGGGAAAUGGGUGUGUGCGUUGCAGGCUUUCGCUGGAUCAAGCAGUCGCACGGUUAUCGAUGUGCUGGUGGUGCCCAUUUCAUUUCGAACGACCAGCUAGGCAUCUAG